This is a messenger RNA of Biomphalaria glabrata, 1926 nucleotides long. RefSeq lists its product as uncharacterized. NCBI's taxonomy places the organism in Eukaryota, Metazoa, Mollusca, Gastropoda, Planorbidae. Bases 131 to 1918 code for a protein of 595 amino acids. The transcript has 3 exons. The record is from RefSeq and is a predicted model, not a curated record.
CCUUUUUCAUGGUUUUCAUGUAAUUUUUAGAACAGUAUAUAAAUAAGUAGACCCUUUGUCAGUUUCCAAACAUCCAGUACAAGUUUAAACAAAUGACGGACAACAAUUAAGCUGACAACGCAAGCACAAGAUGAUCAUAGUGUGGCUGAUAUUAAAUCUGUUUCUGCUGAAUGACAAUUUAGUUUUGGCCGAAGACAAUGUGAGUGAGGCUACGCUCAGCUUACAACAGCUACAAAGUGGUUGGCCAUUUCGUCUUGACAUGAAAUCAACGUUCUACCAACCAUUUCAAGAAGUUUUUUUCAACAAAAAUAACACAAACAUUACAUUACAAUACGAGUAUCAGGAUAGUUCAAGAGAUGCUGUGUGGUUAAUAAAAACCAUUCCUACCAAACAAGACGGGAACAUCAACGACUGUUUUGAAUGUUCCUACGACCCAUCCCAUUCCAACAUUAAAUGCAACAAAACCCCAGUAGCUCGCGAGUGUAGCGAAUAUGCUAAGUGCUCUUCCGGUCCUGGGAUACUUUGGUCUUCCUGCAAGGAGUAUCUGAACUCUGUGCAUUUAAGAAACGAGAAUACAACUUGUCUUGGGAGGUGUCUUGUUUUUUACUUUCUGACAACAUCCGUGAAUAAGACAGAAAAUAUGGCAAUGACGUCAGCGUCCAGUACAGGCUUUGUUCAAAGUACUUCAAAAACCCAACCGAUUCCCUCAAUCUCUUGGUCAAGUAGUUUAUCGUCAACGCCAGUGUCGUCACUUGCAUCGCCUGAUUAUUUAACACCUUUAUCUUUGUCUAGUACAAGUCAGCCCCCCUUGAGCAAUACAUCACCGCAGCCUACCACAGCUAAGCUAAUGAACAAUGAGGCUUCCCCAUUCUCAACAGUGUCGCUCAUCUCGUCCUCUGUAGCGGCAAGCGUUGGCACAUUUCUAAUUCUGCUUAUAUUAUUUGUCAUUCGGAGAAAGAGGCGUCACGACUCACGCAGACGUGAUGAAAACGUGGAGGUGACUAAUACAGUAGUCAGUCAUAGAACACUAAAUAGCUUAUCUUACGAGAACGCCUCGAAUGUACACCAGCAAACUUCAAGAGCGAACGAAACAACAGCGUCAUCCCAUGAACACGCUGACUCAGUCAUCUAUACAGAAAUCGCCAGAUCAACUAACAGUCAAUCCAACAGCGCUAACCAUUUUAACGCAGACAAAGACUACAUCCAUGCCGUAGAUGUCAACAAUUACUUUUUAGUUACAGGACUGCACCGAAGUAUUUCUCAGCUCGUCGAAAACGCCUGCAUUUGGGGGGCUGAAACUUCUGAACGUGUCCAUACAAGUGAAUAUUCCUCCAAAGCUGACCAUGACAAUGGGAGGAAACUCAUUGCAAAUAAUGACCACAUAAAUACUAACGCGUGUAAAAUUGAUAAUUGUGUCGCUAAGGUUAAUGAAAAAAAUUGUAUAGAGAAAAAAGAAAGCAGAAAAUUUGAGAAUAACACUCAAAGGUAUACAAAUGAAGCAAAUAAGAAUAAGAAAAGUCGCAAAGGAAAUUCAAGUGCGAGGAUAAAAAACAAUGAAACUAUAAAAAGUAAGACUUCAGAUUUUUUUCCAAGACAGAACGUGAAUGAUAAUCAAUUGCAUGCUGCUGUUACGUUGCAGGCUGAGUGGGAGCGCUCAGUGCAAGAAGGUAGUGAUGGUGUCAGAAAGUAUAAUCCUCUAGAUGCCAGUACAGUAGAGGUGCAUCAGUACUUGCCUCUAGCACAUAAACUGGCCAAUAGAAACGAUUUCAAAAAUGUCCUAGAAGAUGCAAAAGAAACCAUUUCGGGUUCGAACAUAAACUAUGUUGAUUUAGUGGACGACCAGGCUCGUUCUAACACUGUCUCGGAUCACUUAUCUUCUCUUGGCCUGGUCGAUGGCAUGCUGAAGUUAUGUCAAUGACAGUGACA